AUUCCAACCAUUACAUAUUUUCCACAUUCAUACCUUUAUCACAUACAUUCUGCAUGUCUUCCACUAACAACACCAUUUCUUCUUCCUCUGCAGUUAGCACUAGCAAGAAACGUACUCGUGACGAAGUAGAGAGCACUCCCAACGUCAACAAGGUGUCAUCGAGUACCCGAUCCGAUCCAAACGAGUACCGUGGCAGGUUAGUGCCUUUCGCGCCAGUGUCCACGGAUGGUGUGCUAAGUGCAUAUAGUAAACUUUUCCUGGAUCUGAAUCACUGUUCAAUCCGCGGGCAGUCUAAUCCUUUGCCAGCCGACUAUCAGGACGGGCCUCGAGAGUGGUUGACACUCGAGGGUCAUGUGGCGAGGACACACAAGGGCGAUGUGGUGAAGCGUGAAACCUUCACGCUAUUCCAUCUGCAUGAGCCAUCGUUGUUCAAGCAGUUGGAGAAGCACAAGCUUCGGCUGGUCUCGGAGGAGGAUUGGGAGACCGCCAAAAAAGCAAGGGCUACUCUGCAACAACAACGUAGAGUGACUGAAGCGCCUGUGGUUUAUAUUGGAUCCUGAAAUUACGGCGAGGAAAGGUCGACCACGGACAAAACGAAUCAAGAGCAGUGUGGAGACCGGCAAGCAUUUGUCGAAGCAAAGGUGUGGAGAGUGUGGGGCUCUAGGGCAUAACAAAAGAUUCCAUAACCAAAUUUAGAGGAAAAAAAUAUUUGUAAGGGGGCCUGUACCUUAUUAUUAUUAUUAGUAUGGUAAAAUAAAUUUAUAACGGAG
Molecule: messenger RNA, 770 nt
Organism: Lobosporangium transversale
Lineage: Eukaryota; Fungi; Mortierellomycota; Mortierellomycetes; Mortierellales; Mortierellaceae
Exons: 1
Coding region: 54-560 (168 amino acids)
Source: RefSeq, a predicted model, not a curated record